This is a messenger RNA of Propithecus coquereli (Coquerel's sifaka), 1516 nucleotides long. RefSeq names its product chromosome unknown open reading frame, human C7orf73 (gene STMP1). Bases 60 to 203 code for a protein of 47 amino acids. NCBI's taxonomy places the organism in Eukaryota, Metazoa, Chordata, Mammalia, Primates, Indriidae. The transcript is spliced from 3 exons. The record is from RefSeq and is a predicted model, not a curated record.
GCAGGCUCGGACCAGCUGGCGGAGCUGCAGCCUCCCUUAGCGCCCUCCUCGUCGACAUCAUGCUCCAGUUUCUGCUUGGAUUUACUUUGGGCAACGUGGUUGGAAUGUAUCUGGCUCAGAACUAUGACAUACCAAACCUGGCUAAAAAACUUGAAGAAAUAAAAAAGGACUUGGAAGCCAAGAAGAAACCCCCUAGUUCAUGAGGCCGACUCCAGCACUGCCUUCGGGAUACACUUGAGUCUCCUGCUCUUGAGGGCCUCCUUUACCUUCUGAACCAAAAGCCUUUGUUUUCAUCUCCAGCCUCGUGAUUUUCUUCUUUGCUAGACCCCGUGUUACCGUAGAGCAAAAAUGGGGCCCCAGGUUAAGAAACGACCCUUACGUGUCCAACAUCCUCACCUCUUCCCAUAUCCUCCUUCCAGCUGCACGGGACAUUCUAGGACUGGAAUUAUGGUGCUCGAUUAGUAAACAUGACCUUUCAUGAGUAGUCUCUUCCUUAUUCUUUGAGAUUUCUAUUCUACUACCUUUUGUCAGAAGAAACAUUGAUGAGUUUUAUAUAGCUGAUCAGGUACAAAUAAUACUGAUUUCACAGUUUAGCCAUUAUAAUGGGUGCUCGUUAAAUGUUUGGUACUAAAUUAUGUUAUUCCAAAGUAAUUAAAAUUAAUAUCUAGAAGCCAGUUUCUGGCGAAUUAUCCAUUUAUUUUAUACUGUUGUUAGGCAGCUCCAUAGUUACUAAUUUAACCAUUAAAUCAAUUUGCUAUUCAUUAACUGAAAAACUAUAUUCUGAGAAUCCUGUCGAGAACUGGGGAAUUUAAAUAUGUGCAAAAUAAUAGUCUUUUUCCCAGUAGCAGUCUAUUGAGUAUGCAUGUUUUUCUUUAAUGAUGUAUUGAUCUAACUCUUUUCCCUCAAAAGAAUUAUACUUGAGAUUACAGGUACAUUUGAUGUUAUAUGAUGGAGAAGUGAGAAAGAAGUUGUCUAUAAAGAAAAUUUUAUGCCUUUUCACAUUAAAAAAUGUAUUUACAUUAUAACUUUAUAGUGGUUCUCAUAAGAAAAGUAUAGCCCAAAUGUAUAAUGAAAUCAGCAUCUGAAGAAGGCAAAUUUCUAACUGGGCACAGCGGUGCACGCCUGUAGUCCCAGCUACUUGGGAGACUGAGGCAGGAGGAUGGCUUGUGCCUAGUUGUUUAAGCGUCUUGGCAACAGGAAAAAAAAAAAGAAUUUCUUCUUCUUUCCACAAUUAAUGCUUGCUUUUUGUCCUGCAGUCAGAAAUUACACAUUUGACAAGUUACAAGGUUGAUCAGCCCAUAUUUUUAAAAAAUUAUUAAAAUAAAAAAAGUUUGAAUAGGUAACUUUUCCCAUGGGUUAAGGUACAAAGUGAUUUUGUAUAAAGGACCUCUUCCACCCUUGUUCUCUGGCUCCUAAUUCCUCUUAGGUGGUCACUGUUACCACUUUGUUGUGUACUUUUGAGAAAGAGUCUGUGCCUAAACAAACACAUGGGUGCAUGGGUUUUUUUUUUUUUUUU